AUUAAAGAUGUGAAAUAAUGUGUGUGUUCAUUCCUUCAAUAAAGACAACAUUUGACCCACUUACAAUUUUUUUAGCUUGCAAGUGCUGGUAGUGCUUAAUAAAUCAUUUUGAGAAAUUGCCCCAAAGCACCCAAACUAGUGUUUAUGUAUAUGUUUAUGCAUUAGGUCGAAUAUGUCUGUACUUGUUCUUAACGUUAUAUGAACAGAAGUCUAUGCUAUUUCCACAUAGUAGAUGCGCGCGUCUGUUUAUCCAAAAAUGUGAUCCAAAAAUGUAUUUUUAUAAAUUGCAUUUUAAUAUCUUAAUAUGUUAUACGUUUCAUUUGUAUGAAUUCAUUUUAAAGUAUUAACAAAAGUCUGUAUGCCUGUACUUGUUUGUGUGUGUGUGUGUGUGUGUGUGGGCGCGCGCGCGCGCGUUUGAUCACUGGGUGGAGCUGUGCGCGGCGCGGCAGCUGCAGGUCUCGCGUCUCUUCGCUCGGUUCUCUCGCUCGGUUCAUUGCGGUGUCGGACGGGAUGUCGCCGCAGCGGCCGUGUGUGUGAUGAGGAUGGUGAUGAUGAUGGAGGAGUCAGACAGCAUCCCCUGCAGCGCGGAGGACGGACUCCUGUCCAGUUGGAGAUGGAACCGAACCGCCCGGGAUCAGGUCCAGAUCAAGCAGAAGAUCCGAGAUCUGCCCGGUUUAUUAAAACACGGACUCAACCUGCGCAAAAAGACCCAGUCACCUGAUACCGUCCCAGGACCCAGCACGGGUGUCACACCCAGACCUAAGACGUGCUCACAGAGUUUUCCCUGUGCUGGACGUGCGCUGAGAAAUGCUUUUCUCUCUCAUGGGCCGUAUCCGGCGAAAGACAAGAUUCACCUCGCCCGGAUAAUCAGGAGGAGUUAUGUCGGUGUGGAGUUGGUGCAGUGGCUCCUGGAACAGUGCGUUUCAGUUCAGUGCCGGAUAAUGGCGUCACGUGUCUGGCAGGUGCUCCUGGAGCUGGGAAUACUACACUCGGUGGACCAGCGGGUGGUGUUCGAAGACUCAAACACGUACUAUCAGUUCUCAUUUGAAGAGUGUGACGCUCAAGGCUGUGAAUUCAGAAAUGAGGAGGAAUGGCAAAAUGGAGUUCGUCUUCUGCUUCAGAUCGUACCCUACGUCCAGUUCAGGGUCGUCAGUCCACCAGAGGAAGACCCUGACAGAAAGCGAGAUAUCUGCAGUGAGAUACUUCAGAUGAAAGCUCUAGAGAGACUCACGUCUACAGUGCAAAAUGAACUUGCAGCUGCUCUCGCAAGAAAAGCCAAAAAAACAAUGUCUGAAGAUGAAAGCUCAGAGGCAUCAGACAGUGCUUCACUCGACCCACCGAAACCCACCGAAGACAAAAGCAAGCAGGCGGGUGUCUGUGCCCUUCGAGCCCCAGAUGAGUUCUCGCGGCUGGAGAUGGUCCAGCGGUUGGCCAAGGAUGGAUAUCGCUUUCUUCAGAACCAGAACUACAGGCUACCAGAUCGCUCUGUACAGGGUCCGGGUGAAGGUGUGGUGCGAGUCUGUCUAAAGGAGAGAGGUCAGGACGUGUUAGUUCUUCAGAGAGUCCCGGCAGAUCCAGCUUCUCCACAAACCGCAGCGAUCAAAGACGAGGACAGCGAUAAAAGGUACGUGGUGGUGUCCGGGACGCCCCAUAAAAUCUUGGAGCAUCUUCUGAGUGAUCUUCGUCUGGAUGAGCACCAGGGGGCAGCGGAGGGAAAAGAGGCAGAAAUGCUUCUGGACGACUUCCUGUUGACUUAUCUGGUCUUCAUGUCCACCAGUGAACUCUGUCAAGCCCUGCUGGGACACUACUCAACAAAGCGCUGUCGUGGUAAGGAGGAAGGAAAGGAGGCUCUCUAUAGGAAGAGGAAGGUACUGCACCUGGUGUCUCAGUGGAGUUCUCUCUAUAAAGACUUCCUGAGAGAAGAGGAGAACGUCAAGCUCUUCAUGAAGACGCUGUAUCGAUAUGUGUUGGAAGAUGUUUACGAGUUUCCCACGCUGGAAAAGGACCUGAAGGAAUUCCAGAAACUUCUGCGGCGUAGACAUACAAUGGAUGACUAUUCACCACAGAAGAAGAACAAAGCUCUUUAUCAUCAACUGAGUCUAAAGGAGAGCAGUGUUCAGCUCCGAACUCCUCCUGUCGAGAGUAAAGACGUCAUGUGUCGUGUGUAUGUGAGUUCAGACUCAUAUCUCAGUAUGAGAGUUAAACCUGCAUUGAUAGCUCAAGAACUUCUGCACAUCGUCGCUCAGCGCAUGGAUAAAUGUGAAGAUGACCUGAUACUGGUGGCCCAGACGUACAGCGGAGAGAAGCGAGUCCUUCAGGCUCAUGACAGUAUUUAUUCAGACUCUCUGGGGACUCAAGGUCGACUGACCGCCUGCCGCAGGGAUCUCACUGAGAUUCUGCCUCCUUUGACUGAAUGUUCAGAUUUGGGUCAGAAGCCCAACAGACUGUUGGGUAUCAACACAUGGGACGUGGCUGUAGCUCUCACCAACUUUGACUGGAAUCUCUUUAACUCCAUCCACGAGCAAGAGUUGAUCUUCUAUACGUUCAGUCGUCAGGCGAGCAGCGGACACACGGUGGCGCUGGAGUUUCUCCUGCAGCGCUGUAAUGAAGUUCAGCAGUGGGUGAUGUCUGAAGUUCUGCUCUGUCCAUCACUGGGAAAAAGAGUUCAACUGCUGAAGAAGUUCAUCAAGAUCGCUGCUCAUUGUAAAGCGCAGAGGAAUCUGAACUCAUCAUUCGCUGUCAUCAUGGGUCUGAACACAGCAGCCGUCAGUCGUCUUAACCAGACGUGGGAGAAAGUUCCUGGAAAAUUCAAGAAGCUUUUAUCUGAGCUUGAGCUGUUGACGGAUCCAUCCAUGAAUCACAAGGCCUACAGAGAUGCCUUUAAGAAAAUGAAGCCCCCCAAAAUACCCUUCAUGCCCCUGCUGCUUAAAGAUAUCACCUUCAUUCAUGAGGGGAACAAAACAUUUCAUGAUAAUCUUGUCAAUUUUGAGAAACUGCACAUGAUCGCAGACACGGUCAGACUCAUUCGACACUGUCAGACCGAUCAAACAGGAAAUGAAGUUUCCCAGUGUGAGAGUCCUGAUGUGAGAUCCAGCGUGCAUUAUCUUCACAUCAUUGACAAUCAGCAGACGCUCUUUGAACUUUCUCACAGACUCGAGCCGAGAGUCUAACCUGAUGGACAUUAAACACAGGUUCAGCUGAUAAAACACAUUAAACACCUUCACCGGACAGACACGUAUUCAACGCUCUUAGCACUGACUGAAUGUGAUUUGUGUUGUAUUUGUGCUCCACCAGAGGGCGACACUUUCACAGCCAAAUACACAACAACACAAUACUUUAGCUUGUUAAAGGACACAGGUUGUACCUUUUUUGAUGUUAAAUUGUUUAUUAUCUUAAUGUUGGUUGAUAUAAGACUUUUCCUGUCCACAUAAUACAGGAAAGGUGUAAACUCUUACAGCAUUGUUUUGUUGAAAUGCAAUCGUCAAUGUUAUUGAUCUUGGCUUUUAACUUUUAGCAGAACUCUGUGCUGAUGUUUAUGUGUGAAUUUAAUAUUUCAGACAGUCGGGGCUGGGCGAUAUAACAAGCAAACAAAUUAAGUUAUUUAUUUACAUUUUUAAGCCUUUUGCUGAUAUAUCUUAAUAUUUUAGUGAGGGAUUUUAUUGACAGAUUCAAUGCAGAAAAAUAGUAUGCAAACAGUUUCAAAACAAUCAAGACAUGUGUUUUUCACUAAAUGAACACAAGAAUGAUAUUUAAGCAAGUUUGCAUUUAUUUUCACCAAUGCAACAAUGCAAAAAAGCAAUGUUUUAUAUACUUUAACAAGAACAUUAAUAUAAUGCCACACAGAAACAUCUGUAAAGAUUUGUAAAUCAUUACACAAAGUCUAAUAGGGCAUACACACCAAACGCAAAUUCAACGACUUGCAUACAAACAUACAAAGUCAAUGCAAAGAAGCAAAUAGACGCAAACUCGUGAAUGCGAAUUGCAAGGCAAGAUUGGCGCAAAACAUGCACUGUUUUUGUUCAAAUAUUCAACUCAAGCGAAAAAGUUAAAUCUGGCGAGUAAUCUAGAGCGAGUAACGCAAUGCUUCGUGUUUUGUUUGUAUGCACCACACCAAAUGCAAAUUCAACGAUUUGCGCAAGUAGAUUAAAUACAAAGUCAAUGCAAAGAUGUGAAUGGAGGCGAACUGUAAAAACAUGCGCUGUUCACCUCAAUUGCGUCUUUGCGCAAAUUAAUAAUAUUAAAUUUAAGAAAAAUUUGCAUUACACAAUUUAAAUUCCACAAGUGUUAUGUUUGGUGUGUAUUCAGAAUAAUGGGGCAUACACACCAAAUGCGAAUUCAACGAUUUGCGCAACUAAAUUACAUGCAAAGGCAAUGCAAAGACGCAAAAUUGCGUGGGGCGAUGUGAAAAACGUGAAUUGGGGCAGCGUGAUUUCUGCAAAAACACUCACUAUUUGCCUUAAACACGUCUUCACGUAAGUUGAAAAUAUUAAGAGAAAAAUUUGCAUGACACAAAGUUAAAUCCUGUGAGUAAUCUAGAGCGAGUACUGCGUCGCUUUGCGUUUUGUGUGUACGCAGCACACCAAAUGCAAAUUCAACAAUUUACGCGAGUAGAUUACAUACAAACUCAAUGCAAAGACGUAAAUAGACUCGAACUUGCGCAGGGCGAUGCGAAUGACGUGAAUUGGGUGGCAAGAUUGCCGCAAAAACAUGCGCUGUUCGCCUCAAAUGCAUCUUUGCGCAAGUUAAAAAUAUUUAAUUUAAGCGAAAAAUUUGCAUUGCACAAUUUAAAUCCCACAAGUAAUUUACAGCGAGGAACACGAUGCUUUACAUUUGGUUUGUAUGCAGCAUAAUGGGGCAUACACACCAAAUGCGAAUUCAACGAUUUGCGCAAGUAGAUUAAAUACAAAGUCAAUGCAAAGAUGUGAAUUGAGGCUAACUGUAAAACAUGCGCUGUUCACCUCAAUUGCAUCUUUGCGCAAAUUAAUAAUAUUAAAUUUAAGAAAAAUUUCCAUUACACAAUUUAAAUCCCACAAGUAAUCUACAGCGAGGAACAUGAUGCUUUAUGUUUGGUGUGUAUUCAGAAUAAUGGGG
This is a messenger RNA of Misgurnus anguillicaudatus (oriental weatherfish), 5091 nucleotides long. It is a transcript of the gene rapgef5a, whose product is annotated as Rap guanine nucleotide exchange factor (GEF) 5a. Gene Ontology annotation, cellular component: plasma membrane. The record is from RefSeq and is a predicted model, not a curated record. Gene Ontology annotation, biological process: Ras protein signal transduction. Lineage: Eukaryota; Metazoa; Chordata; Actinopteri; Cypriniformes; Cobitidae. Gene Ontology annotation, molecular function: guanyl-nucleotide exchange factor activity.